AUGGCUGCGCAAGUCCCGGCCGCCCUUAAAACGGCCGACAUCACCGCAUUUGCUCAUCGAGCGGCGCAGCUGGAGAAAGUGAAACCUAUAAUAGCUUAUUGGUGUAACUAUUGGAUUGUGAAUCAGAUCCUGUCCAAAGGUUUACACAAUGCCGAUCAAGAAAGCCUUACCUACACCACCACGUUGAUGGACAAACUGGAACGAUUCAAAGCCGAAAACGCCGAGGAAGCCGCUGUCUCUGAUGAUGUUGUUGGGAAAGCCUACGUGGAACAAUUUGCAUUGGAAACACUAGAAAGAGCGGACAAUGCAGUGAGAGCAAACAAAGCUACCAAGCAAACAGCAGACACAUUUCGAGCGGCGGCCACUUUCUUGGAGCUUCUACAGAUUUGGGGUCCUCUUGAUGGAGAAAUUAGCAGCAAGAUAAAGUACGCAAAGUACCAUGCUGUAAGGAUAGUCAAGGCCAUCCAAGCUGGAGAAGAUCCCAAUCUGUCCAACCCGAAGCCAGAGCAGCCGGCCGGAGAAGCUCUUCCUCCCUUGAACCCCGACGACCCUGAAGUACAAGCUCUCGAAGGCGACAGCAGGAAGUCGAGGCAGCCAUCCGUGGUCGAGGUCCCCGACGAAGCGGACCAGACGCAGAGGAGCCUUGCGCAACGGUCGUCGCUUGAUGAGUCUCUUCACCCCUCGCGAGACACGUCGAAUCCUCCACCAGUACCAAAGCAGGAGCGUCAACCAUCUGUUGUCGAGAUUCCAGACGAGGCGGACCGAGUACAGAGCUAUAUCGCUCCUCAGUCGAUAAUUGAUGAAUCUCUUCAUCCCUCCCGAGAACCAUCUGCACCUCGGACGCCGACAAAUAAUGUCUCUCCAAUAGUGCCAGAGGAUGCGGCAUCAUUCUACAAGACUCAACCCGGCCCAUCCGAUAUCUCGCUACCGGAGGCCUCCUCAGCCAGGAAGCCGUCAAUUGGCGGCAAUUACUUUCCUACAGUCCCGUCCGCUGUCGCACCGGAGCUUCCAUCAGCACCCGUAGCCAUGGAUGCUGCUCCGUUUUUACCGUCUGCUCCAACAGAUUUUAGUGGAACACCUCCAGUUCACCCUGACCCAUCAUCCACGUCAGGCCCCAACUCUCUCGGUGCUGGGUCGCCUUCUCCUCCGCCGCACCGGCAUGGCCAGUUCUUGCCACCAUCCGCCCCAGGUCAACCGCCACAGAUUCCACCAAACCUACAGCCUCAAGUCCCGCCGCCUCAGAUUCCUCAAAACCCUCCGCAGCUUCGACAGGCUCACGGAUCAGCACCUCCAGUUCACCAGCCUCAACAGCCUACACAGUCAGCGAAUGUUGUUGUUGAUGAAGAAGCCAUAAUGAAGGCUCAGAAACACGCCCGAUGGGCCAUCUCGGCCUUGAAUUUUGAAGAUGUCCCUACUGCCAUUCGGGAGUUGCAAGGCGCUUUGGCCCUGUUGGGCGCCAGGUGA
Molecule: messenger RNA, 1464 nt
Organism: Exophiala dermatitidis NIH/UT8656
Lineage: Eukaryota; Fungi; Ascomycota; Eurotiomycetes; Chaetothyriales; Herpotrichiellaceae
Exons: 3
Coding region: 1-1464 (487 amino acids)
Biological process (GO): late endosome to vacuole transport via multivesicular body sorting pathway
Cellular component (GO): multivesicular body
Source: RefSeq, a predicted model, not a curated record